AAAAAACUGUCAAGUGUCAGGUGUCAACUUAUUUUCCCUGUAAGAGUAUAGGAUAAAGAGUAGUAUAAUAAUACGGGGUACAGGACCUCGUACAUGGGUCGCGAACGUAUAUUAAUCAGGCUCCCGUGACCUUUUCACUCAAAAGGCUCGACGAAAAACAGAGGGGUCACGGGAGCUGUUUGUCAGCGACCCUUCAUGUAUAAUAAUAUUGUCCAUUUGUUCUGUCUAUGGUCUAUGACCGUCUAUGCCUAUCUCAAUUGUCAUUUGUCAAUAUUCAUCAAAAAAUUUAGGUUUCAAAAUUGUUAUUGUGAUUUGUGACUAGAAGAGAUUAACGUGAAGCAAAUUCAAAUUUAAAUUUUGUGUUUUUACUACAAUCCUAAUUGUAAUUUUUUAAUUAAAGUAUGAUUGUUAUUCAUAUAUAAUAAAUACUGUUAUGGUGUAUUUAAGUAUGCAAUAUGAAUACUUCAAUUAAUUUGUGUUAUAUGUCGUAAGAAAAUAAAAGUUUUUAAAAUAACUAGGUAUAUAAAAAUGAAUACAUUAGUAAAUUUACCCGAUGUCAUUUUUAAUUAUUAUUUUAUUAUCGGCGGUUUUUUUAUAACUUACUUGAUAUAUCGAACAUUUCAUUCAUUGAUUGGAACGGAUAAUUUUAUGCAAACAAAAUAUAGAGUUCGUGGACAUACUUGGAGAAGCAUCCAGUGCAAUAAAUCAAUUCCAUAUAACAUUCAUUGCAUAAUAUGUGGCAAACUUAUGUUGUCCCUGGAUGGGCUAUUUUGUGAAUGUUGUGGAGUGAGCGCAUGCAAAUACUGCUAUAGGGCAGUUGAUAGGAAAAUAAGGUGUAAAGAAAUCACAUGGAUUGAGGAUAAACCUUUUCCCCAUCUUUGGGUAAAUGUUGGAUCACAUGGAGAGUCAGAUCAAAAUGAAGAUUUGGAAAGUCUUAAAAAUUUCUUUUGUUGCUGGUGCCAUAGAACUGUUCUAACUGGAGAAUUAAGCGUGCUCAAAAAUGAGCCAUGUGAUUUUCAAAAGUAUAAAAAUAUUAUAAUACCUCCUCCAUGUGUUAAGGUAGAAAGGAAUAAGAUCAUGUGCAUAAAUCCUGUUGAUGAUGCUGAUUGGGAGCCUUUGAUUGUAUUUGCUAAUCGAAAAUCUGGAAGCAAUAGAAGUGAUGAAGUUCUCUCUAUUUUCCGUGGACUUCUAAAUCCUUUACAGGUUGUGGACAUAAGCCGAAGUGCACCAGAGAGCGUGGUGCGAUGGUUGCCGCCGCGCUGCCGCGUGCUGGUGGCGGGCGGCGACGGCACCGUCGCUUGGGUGCUCAACGCGCUGCAUGCUGCUCCGCAUAUUAAAGCGCUAGUAGGUAUCUUACCAAUGGGAACGGGCAACGAUCUAUCGCGAGCACUGGGCUGGGGACCAACUUGUGCCUCAGUACUAGACGCACAUUCCAUCAUAGAUAAUUUGCUACGAGCUGUUGAGCAACCACUGGAUCGGUGGAAAGUGACGAUAACGCCCAAGAAGCGUCGCCUCGGCCGGCUGCGCGGCGAGCGCGUGCUGUUCGCGUACAACUACGCGAGCAUCGGCGUCGACGCGCAGGUCGCACUCGACUUCCACCGCGCGAGGUCGCAGUUCCUCUAUCGAUACGCGAGCCGCACGCUUAAUUACAUGGCGUACGCGCUGCUGGGCGCGGGGCGCGCGCUGGACGCGGGCGGGUGCGGCGGGCUGGAGCGGCGCGUGCGCGUGUGGGCGGCGGCGGCGGCGGCCGGCCCGCUCGCGCUGCCGCCCGUGCAGGCGCUCGUCGCGCUCAACAUACCCUCCUGGGGCGCCGGCGUCGAUCUCUGGAGUCUGGGUAGUGAAGAAGUACCUGAGCAAAGCAUGAGCGAUGGAAAACUGGAGGUGGUGGGAAUAUCCUCAUCAUUCCACAUAGCCAGGCUGCAGGUUGGCUUAGCGGAACCUUUCCGAUUCACACAGGCAUCCACUGUUAAGAUUGAAUUGGAAGGAUCGUGCGCCAUGCAAGUAGAUGGUGAACCAUGGAUGCAAGGUCCCGCCACGAUAUUCAUAGAACACGCCGGCCGUAGCCGUAUGCUUUCUCCCACUACCAUGAUAAACGAGUAAUUUAUUCAAAUUUGUACCAGUGACACAAUUAUAACAAAAUAGUCAAAAACCUGACUGUGCGAACAAUUAUACAGUUACAGUUGGAUUCACCGCCUUAAAUAUCAUAUCACCCAGCUAUAUAGAAUAAACAUUAUAAUUAUUUUGGUGCCAAAUGUCCGCUAUUUUAUAUUUUCUAUGUAUAAUUUUGAUCUGUAUUACUCUCACAGUUAAAAGGAAAUAAUUGUUUACGCUGUAUUCAUUCCAAAGAAAUAUAAUAUAUACAAAAUACACGAAAAUCAUUCCCUUCCUUCUGAUGAAUCGGAUAAACGAAUUAAAAAAACACCAUUUGUAAAUGCGGCUGUGUCCAUAUCGACAGACUACCUCAUUCAAAAUAAUAAUUUAAAAUUUCCUGCCCAAUAAUUACGUGAAGUGUUAUGAGUGGGUCGAACCAAACUCUCUAAAUUCGUCAUGUAGGGGUCAGUGGGUGUUACAGAAAAAAAAAAAAAAUUCUUUCGAAGUAAGUUUCACAAAUGUGUAAAAUUGUCUUUUAAAUCCUUAAUUUAUGAUUUACAUAAAUAAUCAUGAUAUUUGACCAUGACGGUAGAGGAUGUGAAGAAAGAAAGAAACGUUUAUUUUUUUCUGAUGUCAGCAUAUAUUCAAAUUGUUCAUGCCUUCCGCAUACGAGGCGUAACAAGAAACGUCUUACGUAUGUAACGAUACGCUCGGCUCCCACAACGCUUUGUGUGCGGACUUGUUUAUACAUUUUUGUGUGAGAUAUCACUACGCUUACGCCUCGUGUGCGAAGUGGGUCUUUUUAUAAAAAAGAAUGUGAUAUCUAUAAUUUUGUAGCAUAAAAUUAAUUUUGUGUGAAGCAAAUGUAAUAUAAAACAUAAAACCCUGAAUGUAUUAAGUAUCUUUUAAAUAAUAAUUAUACUGUUAUGGUAUUUUAAAAUACAUUGCACAUUAAUAUAUAUUAUCUUUUUAUGCAAAUUCGGCAAUUUACUUCGUGUUAUCGUGUCAUAAGUUAUGGUAAUUAUUAAAUAAAUUUAACCUUAAUUGUAUGAGAAUUUGACAAUUUAUAUUUAGGCACUAUUUAAUUAUUUCUUCAGCAUAGUGGUAUUUAUUCGUCUUAUCCUACUAAUAUUAUAAAUGCGACUGUUUGUGAGGAUGGAUGGAUGUAUGUUUUUUUGCUCUUUCAAGAGACCUCCUUUGAAAACCUGUAUUUUGAUGAUACUCUGCAUUGAUAAACUAUAGAAAUACUUUUGUCAUGUGGCACAUCUAGAAGGUACUACAUAUAGUUUCUUUUUGUAUCAAAAACGCGUUGAACAUUUUAGAUCAGUUUACAAUAUUGGUAAAUUACUGUCUAUAUUUUGUUCUUAGGAACAAACUACAAACAUUUUCUUGUUUAUAAAUAUUUAAUUUUGAUAAUACUUGUAUGCUAUAUUAAAGACUAAAUGUGUAUAAGGAUUAGACCUUAUUAUUUAUUAAUACGUCUGAUUACAUUGUGAAAAAUGUUUUAAGCGUCCAAGUAAUUCUUGUUUACAUAAUAUGUAUAAUGCUAUUAAUUAAAAAAAGAUCUUUUGUUCCUAUUGAAUCUCCGCCAUAGUAAAGUAUAAGUGUACCAGAAUAAUUAAGAGGUAUAUUAUAUUAUCGAAUGUUAUUAUUUAUGCCAAAGAUUUGUAAUUGAUGUGUGUUGUUUAAUAUAUUAUGUGAAACAAA
Molecule: messenger RNA, 3798 nt
Organism: Zerene cesonia (dogface butterfly)
Lineage: Eukaryota; Metazoa; Arthropoda; Insecta; Lepidoptera; Pieridae
Gene: Dgkepsilon
Product: diacylglycerol kinase epsilon
Exons: 12
Coding region: 529-2100 (523 amino acids)
Molecular function (GO): ATP-dependent diacylglycerol kinase activity
Source: RefSeq, a predicted model, not a curated record